AUGUCCAACCUCCCGUUUCCCCGUACGCGCCCACCCUCGGCACUGGCUCCAAUUGAAGAACACCCAGGCCAAUCCCUCGACUUCGCAAUCCACGACCUCCGGACCGAUAUCCUCACGCGCCUCGACCUGUUACGCCCUCAGCUCGAAGCCAUCGAAGAGAAAUACAACGAAAUCUUCGAGAGAAGUGCCGACCUCCGGGCGUACGUCUUCCAGCCUGCGAAAAUGUUCGGGCGUCUCCAGAUCAUCCUGCGACGGAAGGUUAUUGUGGAGCCGGAGGAGUGGAGAACGGUGUUGAUCCUGAGGGCGAAUGUGACAAAUAUGUUGGAGGAGCUGAGGAAUGCGAAAGAACUCCUGAGGACCGAGAUUGACCACUUAUUGUGGUCUUUGCCGAGGCAGGCGGAUGUGGAGGGGCCGGGAUAUUUGAAGCCGUUAAGUGUGGCGGUGGUGUCUCUUGGUGCGGAAUCAAACAUAUCUGUGUUAACCCUGGACCCGUUGGCGAGCACCGGAGGGGGGUGGAUUUAA
This is a messenger RNA of Morchella importuna, 522 nucleotides long. RefSeq lists its product as uncharacterized. The record is from RefSeq and is a predicted model, not a curated record. Lineage: Eukaryota; Fungi; Ascomycota; Pezizomycetes; Pezizales; Morchellaceae. The coding region runs from base 1 to 522 and encodes 173 amino acids. The transcript has a single exon.